CAGUCCUAGCUAGCCAGUAGCUCUCACGUUACGCAAGCGUUGUCCGUUGCAUUUGUACCACUUGUCCAAAAUGAAGUCCCUGGUCUGUCUGCUCGCACUCGGUGCCUUGGUUGCUGCGGUGAGCUGUGCUCCUGUGCAAGAGGGUGAAGCCCGGGUCAGUCGCCAAGUUUCGGGUUCGGCGGCGAAUGCUGGUGCUCAGUCGUUCAAUCAGGGCUUUGGCUUCCCGGUCCACGGUUUCGGUGGGGCCUCUGGAUCGGCUGCUUCGGCCGGUAGUCAAUCGUUCACGCAAGGUGGAGGCCACGGGUUUGGAGGCUUCUCGGGAUCGGCGGCGAACGCUGGUGCUCAGUCGUUCUCGAGUGGUGCCGGAGGACACGGAUUCCCUGGCUUUGGAGCAGCCACCGGAUCAGCUGCAAAUGCCGGUUCUCAGUCCUUCGGAGGAUAAACUCCGGCGUGUUCCGUACGCUAUGACCAAGUAUUAAGACCUUGGAAGGAUUAUGUCUUUCGAUGCUCUCGGUUUUUGGCCUUUUCAUCAGGAUUCCACUUCAACAUCAUAACCAGUCUUACGAGUUAAGCUUCCGAACCGGCUAGUGCACGGUGCCAAGGCGAAAUAAAUCAAAAUAUGUAAGAAGAAAAUUACG
Molecule: messenger RNA, 638 nt
Organism: Anopheles aquasalis
Lineage: Eukaryota; Metazoa; Arthropoda; Insecta; Diptera; Culicidae
Source: RefSeq, a predicted model, not a curated record